AUGCAUACAAUAAGAAAUAAAUUACAAAGGCUUGUGCAUAAUUCUUAUCUUUCUGUACUUUUUCAUGUGGUGAUUAAUUUGUUCGUUUGUGCCUCUGUUGUGCCACGACUUGGCUCGAAUUCAACAAAAGGUCACGUGCUGGCGGUACGAAGGGGUCGCCUGAUGUCCCCGAGCACAUUCACUGCACUCAGCGGCGACCUGCAUGUGCAGAUACAGUUCAGCGGGGAGGAGGACGAGGCACGCGUUGGUGGCACCAACACAACACAGCUCCAGCCUCAAAGUCACAAUAUCACAGACGGCUAUGUUGACGCCCACUUGAGCACUGACAGCCCCGGCGCGGGCACAGGAUUGCAAGCGGGAACGGGGUCGGGCACGGAAACGGGCACGGUGAACACCAUAAUGAGCACUUUAGUCAUUAGCAAAAUCAUUAAUGAUGCGGCGUCAGCUGAGGGGGAGCUGCAGGCUUCGAAUGACACUGGCCAGAGCAACAGGACCAACCAGCUGGUGCUGCAGCGCAGGCGCAAGGAGGUUGUCCAGAAUAUUCCGCUCUUUCCGGAUCCACGCCAGAAUAUCACACAGGUGACGGUGCCAUGCCAGACCUUUGUGCGUGGCGGCCUAUACGAGAUGCAGGUGGUCCGGAACCUAAAGACGACCCUCAAUCGCAGUGACCCAGUUCGACAUGCAUCGGAAACGUUGACGACAACCACCUUGAUGCCAGCGCAGGAUGAGCGUUUGCUGCAGACCCUGGACGUGCGGUGGCCCAGUGCUGAGAUGCUGGUGAGUCCCGUGACCUUGCGCACGUAUCCCAGGGCGCCCGUGAAGGUCACACUACGCUUUCCGGAGGUCAACUGCGAGCGUGCGUUGCACGGCACUGAACAACCUUCGCUGCCAGAGUUCUGGCUGGAGCUGGUCUACUGCGGCAAGGAGCGCACCUGCUCCUACAAUAUCGCCAAUGUGUCAAAGUCGAGCGUGCUCUUUGCCGAGCAGGUGCACGGCUUUCCCAAGUUCAAAACCGUCGAACUGGGCUGCGAACUAUUUGGGUUGGCCGGCAACUAUGCGGUCCAGCUGCGGCCCAUGAUUACAUCCCUGAACGUGCCAACCACGCGGCGUAUGCUUAGCGUGGACUGGAGCGAUGAGUUUGUGUUCAAUGUGUACGCGCGCAGCAUCUUUCCCUGCGAUCCGCAUUCCGGCGUGGGCGUCCUCUACGAAUACCCCGGCUGCAUACUGGAGCAGGGUGAUCGAGUGCGUCUCUAUGCCAAGCUACGUGCAGAUGUCGCCUCCCUCAAGCCGCCCACCUCGCUGCACUACGUCGCCGAGCAGCGGGUCGUCAAGAGCCAGCACUCUCUCUACUUCAGCUGCGACCUGUUCUCCGAGAAGUACGUGGAGUACUGCUUCGUCUACGUUAGCCAGGCCAUUUCCGGCGCCGUUGCGGAUGUGCGCAUGGACUGUGUGCCCACACUGCCCGUCAGUGAUUCCGAUACUGGCGGCUGGGGUGCUUGGAGCGAGUGGACACCGUGCUCAACAAAUUGCCUGGGAGGCACUCGCAAUCGCUAUCGAUUCUGUGAUUCGCCGCCGCCGCGAUACGGUGCCAAAUUCUGCGAGGGUCAAUCAGUUCAAACGGAAAAAUGUAAUAAAAGCAUUGCGGAUACCUGGGACUGCAUCUAUGAAACAAGCGGCAGCAUCCUGACCAAGUCGAAUGUCACCGAGGUUCAUCAAGAAAUCGGUCCUGGCUGCCGCUGUGGCUGCAUUGUACACCUCGGCUCAUCCAAGCCCAAGCGCAUAAUUGCCGGCGCCACACAAAGCUGUCCCGGACGCUCCUUUUGGCUAAUCCAGGUCGACGGCGAGGCAACCAUUUCACUGCAGCUCAGCUUUCUGCGUGUGCCAUGUGGCACGCAGUACAUAAAGGUGCGCGAUGGACCCUCGCUUUCCUCCACUCUGCUGCUAGAGCUCAAUGGAGAUGCUGCCACUAGACGAACCGCUGCUGAAGCUGCCGGUCAUAUUGGGCUGCCGUUGGCGACCGAGUCGAGUGGCGCACAGCUGCUGGUGGAAUUUUUCUCGGGCGACGUGACCGCAAAUGGAACAUCCAGUGGGGGAUACGAUGCUGCGUCGUGCACCGGCGGCUUCAUGGCCAACGUUAAGCCCUUAGGAUCCAGAAAUGUGAGCAAUGCCAGCACGGUUCUGGCGGCAACGCGUCUAUCUGCCAAGAGUCGCAGCCACUUGCAAAAGAAGUCUCUGUCCAGGAUGCGGUUCACCCUGGUCCAUUUGAGCGCCAUGGUCUUUGCCACCAUCAUAAUAAUAAUAAGUGCGCUUUUAGGUGCUCAGUACGUGGUGCGGUAUCGGAAGUAUCACCUGGCAGUGGCACGUCGACAGGACGAGGGCUCGCAGCUGCACACACCGCGAGCCUCCUUGAGCUCGCUGCACGGACCGCCAUCACGGGCUCUUUCGACGACCACGCUGCUCUCCGAGGUGAUCUACCUGGUGAAACUGCGACCCAAACGUCAGCUGCGGCACUCCAUACUGCGCGAAAGCGCCGAUGUCGAGAACGUGAGCCACGAGACGGAGUUCAAGGAGGACGAACAAAUGGUCAAGCGAGAGGAAGUGCCGGCGUUUGGUAGUACCGCAUCCAUAAUGACUCUGCGCAAUGAGCACGCCUCGUUGACGUCGCUCUCACCAGCUACCGACAGUCGCAGUCCCGCAGUUGGCUCCCCGUCCUCGGUCGAACCGGAGCUGGAGCUGGAGCUGAAGCUGGAUCAGCGCCUCGAUGAGGCGAAAAAGGAGACUAGCACGCAUUCUCCGGCAGAGCCACUGAGCUGUAAGGACAGUGCCAAGGACUCGGAGUCCAUCAUCUCGUCGGGCAUGAGCUCCCUGUGCAAUAGUCCACCUCUGAACAGCAACAGGCUGAGCAAGUACUCGGAUCGCUAUGAUGCGGUCACUCUGAAGCUGCUCAGCUCCCGUUUGGACGAAAGUCUGCGCGACGCCGGAUCUCUGAACUCCGGCUCCGGUUCGCUGUGCCUGGGUCGCAUGGGAUCACGCAGUGUCAGCACCUCCCUAACCAAUGGCUGCUACUCACCCGCAGCGAGCGUGGUCAGCACGGCCACCAUACGGACGACCAGCAAUCCGAAGGAGUCUAAGGAGAAGCAGAAUCGCAAGAAGCUCUUGGCGCGACCUGGCUCCGAGUUCUCGCUGGGUAACCAAGAGGAGCUUGAGCUGGACUAUUACGAUUACAAUGUGAUCAAUGCGGGUGCGGCGCCCGGCUCCUAUCUGGGCAUGGAUCCAGCCUAUUGCAUUUGGAUACCGCCUUUCGAGGAGACACCCGAGCGAGAGGACGAAGACAAGACGCCAGAGCCCACGUCAAUGCCCGAGGAGACGCAUGCUGCAUUUGAGGAAAUGCAAAUGCCCAAAUAUGGUCACUAUUUGUGCCCGGGCAGCAAGUCCACCACAACGGAUAAUACGCCCAGCUCCGAGGAGCGCUCCUUGCCCAGCAGCCAGCACCAAUCCAAGGCCACAUCGCCCAGCGAGACAGUCCAGAGAAGCACUCCCACCAAGCAGCCAACUCCCUAUAUGUCCCGCAAGCAGCGCCGACAGGCCAGGCAGCAGUUCAGAUUGAAUGCAGUCAGUUCCGGCUAUGAGUCCGAAUCCGGUACACUCCGUCCCAGCCAAGCAGCCAAGCGCGAAGUGGAAAUCGUGGCCGUGCAUCAGAGUCUUAAGCAGACGGACGGCGACCAGGAUUCAAACCAAUCAAUGACCGGUUCAUACGUGGAAAAGGAAACGCUUGUGGAGAAGUCGUCACGCGAUCUGCAAGAAUACCUUCACCUGGACGACAUCCAGUUUGCCGACGAGAGCGGCAGUGAUUACGAGGCAGCCACGCUCAAGCAGCAGGUGGCACACGCUGCGACCAAGACCCUGCUGGAUAAUGUGACAAGGACGAAAUCGAAAGAGGCUGCCGUGUAGAGAGCCCCUCGACAGCUGUUGUACAUAGAACGGGCGAGCAGAACAACAUCCAAGUUCACUUAAGAUAGUAUCUGUUACGGGUAGAUACAUAUAUCAGCAAUACGAGUAUAGGACCACCAAUAGGCUAGAUGCAAGCGUUGAGUUAUAAUGUAGAUCUAGGCAUUCAUUCCAAUAAAGGACUUCAAUUAUAGAUUCGAGUAGAGCUCAAGUGGUUUAAGGAUCGUUUAAAUUCACACUAAUCAGUAUAUGAUAUAUUAUGUAUAUAAGUAAAAUAUAAUACCUAGUCAUUCAGAUUUAAGUCAAAGCUUUGGCCUCUCUGGUCUUUUGUUUAUAAUUAGAAACUUUUGAUUGCGGCCUUUUUGUGAUUAUUCAUUUAACACGUUCACUUAACAAAAUCU
Messenger RNA from Drosophila novamexicana, 4349 nucleotides. RefSeq lists its product as uncharacterized. Gene Ontology annotation, cellular component: cell periphery. Bases 1 to 3951 code for a protein of 1316 amino acids. The transcript is spliced from 9 exons. NCBI's taxonomy places the organism in Eukaryota, Metazoa, Arthropoda, Insecta, Diptera, Drosophilidae. The record is from RefSeq and is a predicted model, not a curated record.